AUGGCUGGGGCGCGCGAGCCGGGGGGCGAGGUGGCUCGGGGCGGCUCGGGCUCGGCCCGACUCCGGUCAAGUGCGCCCCGGGCUGCGCGCGGCGGGAGCACCCGGAACCGCGCAGGCGGCCGCGGUCCCCGCCCCCGGCCGGUCGGGUCCCCGGGGCCGCCUCCCUCCCCGCCCCGCCCGGCCCGCGAGCCCCAGGACGCGCUCCCGGGACCUGGCCCGCGCCCCCCCCGCCCACCCCGCCCGCGGCCCGGCUCCACCUGCCGCUCCCCGGCGGCGCCCGGAGACCCCUUAAUUGGCUGCGGGCGCUCCCCGGCCCCGCCCGUCGCCGCAGGGCACUCUGGAAACUGUAGUCCCCCGCGCGCCCGCGGCCACGGCUGGGCUUCAGGACCGCUCCGGGCAUCCCUCGGCCGCACGGCCCGGCUCCGCGAGGCCGGCCGCGCCGCGUGGCCCUCGGAAGAACCGUGGGGAAGCGAGAGGGAGGCCAAGGGACUUCGCGAACGCCCACUGAUUGUCGCCCAAAGGCUAAGAAGGUGGAGGGCACCGACCAGUGAAUCCGCCCCGCAGCUACCCGCAAGCCUGCCUGGCGGGCGCCCACUUCUCUGGUGGCGACCCCCGGUGGGCGAAGGCCCCAGGCCGCACCUCCGCGGGGGGAUCGGGGGCGGCUUUCCCGGCGUGGUGCUGCCUCCUAGCGCACGAAAUGCGGCGCCCCUUGCGGCCGCCCUUAGUCCCCGGUGGCCGGGACUCCCCGGCUCCUUUCCUGCUUCCCAGGGGCUCUCCCCCGCCGCGAUCCACAGACCGGCCAGCAAGAGAGCCCUGGGAGAAAGAACUCCUUGGGACUUCCUUAUCACAUGCUUCAAGAUGGACCUUAAGAUAGAUUUGCAUAGUUACAUUUCCAAAUAGAGCAUGCUGAGGGAUGGGCAGUCUGCAAAGGUUAUUAUGGUAACUCUACCUCAUAAUCAAAUGGAAUCCCAGCAAGUAUCACACUCCAGGAAUCCCCACCCUUACAGAGAAUGUCCAUGUUGAGAUGUUGUCACCCCUUCGUGAGCAGUGUGCAAAUAAGAAAUGUAGUUCUAAGUUUGGAAAGCUAACUACAGAAGCCUGGAAUGCUGGUGGUGGUCAGCAUACAGGGUGCCCCGAGUAAAGGUUGCCAAAAGAUUUUAAAGGUCCCCCACACCUUACAAUUGUAGAGGAUCUUUAUCCCUAAAAGAAGAAAAACUCUUACUGAGUAACCCCAUGUUUAAACCUCCUCCAACAAGGGAUCCCUGGAUGGUUCAGUGGUUUGGAGCCUGCCUUUGGCCCAGGGCGUGAUCCUGGGGUCCCAGGACUGAGUCCUGCAUUGGGCUCCCUGUAAUAGAGCUUGCUUCUC
This is a messenger RNA of Canis lupus familiaris (dog), 1366 nucleotides long. RefSeq names its product translation initiation factor IF-2-like. The transcript has 3 exons. Bases 1 to 900 code for a protein of 299 amino acids. NCBI's taxonomy places the organism in Eukaryota, Metazoa, Chordata, Mammalia, Carnivora, Canidae. The record is from RefSeq and is a predicted model, not a curated record.